AUGAAGAGAUACCACCUAGAUAUACUUGGAAUAAGCGAAUGCAGAUGGACAGAUUCUGGAAAAAUCAGAACCCAGACAGGUGAAAUGAUACUGUAUUCUGGAAGAAAAGAUAACCAUCACAGUAAUGGAGUUGCUAUUGCUAUAUCAAAGGAGAAAGCCAAGACAUUAUACGAAUGGGCACCCAUUAACGACCGUAUCAUAACUGCCAGGUUCUGGUCAAACUAUAUAAAAACAACAUUAAUACAAGUGUAUGCACCUACCAAUGAUGCAGACGAGGAAUCAAAAGAUAAUUUUUACGAACAACUACAGGGAGUCAUAGACAACACUCCACGCCAUGAUAUUAUAAUUCUAACUGGCGAUAUUAAUGCAAAAGUAGGUAACAAACAGGAAGGAGAGGAUGGAAUUGUUGGAAAGUAUGGUUUACACUCGGAAAGGAACGAUAAUGGAGAAAGAUUUGCAUCAUUUUGUGCCAUCAACAACUUGGCAAUAUCUUCAACAAUGUUUAAACAUAAAGACAUACACAAGCAGACAUGGACUUCACCAAAUGGUGAACACAAGAACCAGAUAGACCAUGUAGCAGUCAAUGGGCGCUUUAAAAGAUCUGUAUUGGAUGUCAGAGCACAACGAGGUGCAGAUGUCGGAUCUGACCACAAUUUAGUCAUCACAAAAGUAAUGCUUAAACUGCACAAAAUAGGAAAGAAACCAAUAUCUUCAACAAGAUUCGAGACAUGCAAACUUAAGGUACCAGAAGUUCGGAAACAAUUCCAAAUAGAACUGAGGAAUAGAUUUAAUGCACUCAGUGAAGACAACACCAUAGGUCCCAAUCCUGAUGAUAUAGAGGAAAGAUGGAACAACAUUAAAACUGCAUAUAAUGAAACUGCCAUAAACGUACUUGGCUAUAGAAAAAGGAAAAACCAGGAAUGGAUAAGCCAGGGCAGUUGGAAAAAGGUAGAAGAGAGGCGAGUUCUUAAAUUUGCAUCAGUCUCUCAUAAAUAUGCUUCAUGA
Molecule: messenger RNA, 1005 nt
Organism: Ostrea edulis (European flat oyster)
Lineage: Eukaryota; Metazoa; Mollusca; Bivalvia; Ostreida; Ostreidae
Product: craniofacial development protein 2-like
Exons: 1
Coding region: 1-1005 (334 amino acids)
Biological process (GO): chromatin remodeling
Cellular component (GO): nucleus
Molecular function (GO): catalytic activity
Source: RefSeq, a predicted model, not a curated record